This is a messenger RNA of Malania oleifera, 2850 nucleotides long. RefSeq names its product F-box protein At5g39450. The record is from RefSeq and is a predicted model, not a curated record. NCBI's taxonomy places the organism in Eukaryota, Viridiplantae, Streptophyta, Magnoliopsida, Santalales, Ximeniaceae. Gene Ontology annotation, molecular function: protein binding. The coding region runs from base 497 to 2407 and encodes 636 amino acids. The transcript has 3 exons.
AAAAAAUCAAAAAUCCCCAAAAGCCUUUUUUGACCACUCAUCAGUCAUCACUGCAAAUCCUCUCAAUUAUUUAUUUCUUCCAAACCAAUUCAGUUUCGUUUCAAACGUCGAGUCAUGGCCCCCCUCAGAAGAACGAUGGAGCACAGGGAAACUACGGUGACAGCCUGAUGGAUUCCGGUACUGGGCUGCUACUUUCCAAGCUCUUUUCAGGAUUGGUUGGCUGGCACGGCGGUGGACGGACCCAAAUGACAAAAUUGAAAUAAUGGAUGCUGUUGAAGGUGCAAAAAUUGAAGAUUUUGAAGAUGAGUAGUUUGAUUUCCAGGCCUGGAGUCAUUCAUUACUGAUUUGAGAAAAGGGUUUCGUGGGUUUCGGAAGGCGAUUUUUUAUAUGUGAUUUUUGUUAAUUUUGAUGUUUGUUUUAGUACAUAGUGGUUCGUGUUGUAGAUGCGGAGUGUUGUUCGAUUCGUGCCGUAGAAACGCAUAUUUGGGGGUCGAUUAUGAUGCCGUCGGAUCCUUGCGGCUCGAGCUUGAUUCUAUCUCUGCCGGAUGACAUAUUGGCAAUCAUCUCUCGGUCCCUCUUGCCGAGGGAUAUCUGUAAUCUCAGCCUGUGCUGUCGGAGCCUCUACGGCGUUGCAACCUCCGAUAAGGUGUGGUUCACCCAAUGUGAUAUGGUAGGGGUUCUUCCCCUUCGAGACAUGAUUGAGUGGCGGCAGGGAGUUUCGUCUUACAAGGCGCUUUGCCGCUUUCUAGUUAGCGUUCAGCCAUUAAUUGGAAUAUGGGUUCACCAGAAUCCAGAGCUUGGCAAUGUCGUUUAUGUCAUGCCGGGUUUCGUUUCCAUUGUUGGUUGCCGGAUCAUCCCGCAGGAGCUUGGGCCAUUGGGGAUCGAAGAUGGCCCCAUUUUAUGGGCGCCCGUGUUUGAAAUUUUUGGUGGAUUUGAUGGCUCUACUGCAUUUUUCCUACAUGGAAGGGAGAAUGAGAUUAACUACUUCUAUCCUGGUUUGGUCAAACAGGUUGACAAGACAUGCAAUGUGCUGUUGCUUGAGGUUGAGCCUAGGCAACACAGAAAUGUGGUAAAAUUGGUUCAUAGUAAAGGCUCUCACCAUACAGAUGGCGAGCCAUCAAGAAGAGUUUGUCGAUCGGAUAGUGGGCUUUCGAGAUCACAAAGGAUGAUAGGACAGAUUGUGUCGAUAGUGCCCUUCAGCCGGUUGGCUUUUGGCGACAGAAGGAAGCUGCUUGAUAUUGUUACUAGUCAAGUUCGUCUGAAGGUGCCCGAUUUGGCAAAUGGGCCUUUAUUUCCUCGAUUGAGGAACGAUGAGGAGAAAUUUAAGAAAGAUGUUGAGCUCUUAUCUGAACGCAGGUUGUUGCUUUUGCAAAUGUAUAAGAUUGGUGGGGGUAAAACUGAUCUGGAGGCAGCUCCAGAACCACCUUCUGAUCCUACCCUAUUGGAAUUGAGUGAGAUCAGGAAGAAAUUUGACCAGUCGAGUGGUUUUCGAAAUUCAAUCAGUGGUGACAACAGUCGCUCACAGUGUGCUAAAAGGAAAACGAUUGGAGUGUAUUUUCGGAAUGGCCUUAAACAGAUUCUUGGGAAGUCUGACCCAAUCAAUGUUCGUCGUACAAGUCUGAAGAACGGUGCUUCAAGCAGUGAGAAUAAGCUUGCACAGCUUCAGGAGUUUCUGAGGUCAGGCGAUACAAUUGGACUUACCUUACAUGCCUCUACUGUGAAGUUAUCUUCUUAUCGAGCAUGGCCAAACAUGCACGAUAGUCGAUUCGCCCUUUACAAGUUGCCCAUGCGGGUGCCGGAUGUGGGUCAAGAGUAUGCUGGUUUAUGGGGAGGAACAUUUGGUUGGCCACCUGGGAGGCCUACUGAAGACAAGCCUGGGAAGGCUCUUUUCUUUCUUUUGCUCUCUUAUGAAGAGUUGGAGCGGCAAAAAAUUCUAAUUGCAACCAAAAUAUUAGAAGGUACUCAUUAUGUUCUGCAUCCAAAUGGAUCAGCAAUGUUUAUAGCGAAUGUUGAUGAGCCUUCGCCAGAUCCAUUCCCUUGGGUUACUGAUGGAGAAUCCCUCCCCGUGGAUGUGAAGUGUGCUUUUGUAGGGGAGGGCAUUGCUAAUGGGUAUGGUUUCAGAUAUCCUGGCUCAAAGCCUGGUUCACUCUAUGUGAUUCAUGAUGGAUUGCUUGCCUUCACCUGGAAGGAGUCCAGGGUUGUCUUGACUUUGCAGAGGCUUAACUUGCAAGAACUAUUGAAGAAAGGUGAACGGGUGCCUGCUUUACCUCCGAUUGCAAACUUCUCAUAUUUAACAAAAUCCUACUCGAAUGUAUUUGCUGGCUUCCCAAACACCUCGAGUUGUUUAUCCCAAGGAAGAGCCAUUACUAGACAUCUACAGGCUUGCAAUAAUACUCAACAGACUUAAUGAUUGUUCCAAUGCCAUUACCUGGCUUCCUUAUAAUGCUGGAAGCUCUUUGGAUGCAGCAGAUGGUUCCAUGGUCUGUGAAUUCAUAUAUCCUUGUCGAUGUGAUCAAAUGCUCUUGCUGCUGCCAAAAUUUCAGUGAACUCAUCCCUCUUAGAUGGUGCAAAGUCUGAUGUAAUCAUCUGUGUUUGGGUGGAACAUAGUAGCAUUCCAGGUUUUGUCAUAUAACCUGAUUUGUUAAUUUAAAAAUUAGCGAAAAUACCUCCUUCGGCGAUCUUAUUGAAGUUUCUCCAUGCAUUUCCAUUGGAGAUUUGGGUGCAAGGGCCACUUCUGUUUUGUUCAACCUUCUGCAAUUUUAGCAUGUCCUGAAAUUAUUUGCUUAUUGUUAUGCAUUUACAUUUAAACUUGAAGUCAUAAAAGCUGAACUUAAUUCCUUGCCUUGUAAA